GAUCGGGGGCAGAGGGGCGGGGCGCGCCGAGGUUGCGAGUCCCGGAGAUCUUUUGCUCUCUGUUACUCUCGCUCUCCGCGGCGCGAUCAUCAUGUCCCUGGCAGCUUCGGCGGGCCGGGGCCCGGGGACCUUGUGGUCCCCGACGCAUGUGCAAGUCACAGUAUUGCAGGCCCGGGGCCUGCGGGCCAAGGGCCCCGGAGGCACGAGCGACGCGUAUGCGGUGAUCCAGGUGGGCAAGGAGAAGUACGCCACGUCGGUGUCGGAGCGCAGCCUGGGCGCGCCGGUAUGGCGGGAAGAGGCCACCUUCGAGCUGCCGCCGCUGCUGUCCGCUGGGGCUGCGCCCGCCGCCGCCGCCACCCUGCAGCUCACCGUGCUGCACCGCUCACUGCUCGGGCUCGACAAGUUCCUGGGCCGCGCCGAGGUGGAUCUGCGGGAGCUGCAUCGGGACCAGGGCCGCAGGAAGACCCAGUGGUAUACUUUGAAAUCCAAACCAGGAAAGAAGGAGAAAGAACGAGGAGAAAUUGAAGUUGACAUCCAGUUUAUGAGGAACAACAUGACUGCUAGUAUGUUCGACCUUUCCAUGAAAGACAAGUCCCGGAAUCCAUUUGGGAAGCUGAAGGACAAGAUCAAGGGGAAGAAUAAGGAUUCUGCAUCGGAUACAGCUUCUGCCAUUGUGCCCAGCACAACCCCCUCUGUGGACAGCGAUGAUGAGUCUCCUUCAAAAGGGAAGAAGAAAAAGUCAAAGAUUAAGACCUUGUUUUCCAAGUCAAAUUUGCAGAAGACACCACUUUCCCAGUCAAUGUCUGUCCUACCUACUUCAAAAUCAGACAAAGUGCUUCUUCGUCCUGGGGACUUUCCGUCCCGAUGGGGGGAUGAUGAUGAUGAAAAUGAAGAUGAGUCCUCUUCUGCCUCAGAUGUCAUGUCUCACAAGAGAACAGCAAGUGCAGAUCCCAAGCAGCUCAGCCAGAUGAACUUCACCCUUCCCAGAAAGGAUGGACUCUCCUUUCUUGGUGGCCUUCGAUCUAAGAAUGAUGUUCUUUCCCGCUCUAAUGUCUGUAUCAAUGGCAACCAUGUUUACAUGGAGCAACCGGAAGCCAAGAGUGAGACCAAGGACAGCUCCCCUUCCUCCUCCCCCUCCCCCUCCCCCCAGGGUUUCAGGAAGAAGCAUUUGUUCUCAUCUACAGAAAACCUGGCUGCUCGGUCUUGGAAGGAACCUGGGGAAGGAGGUACAAUUUCUUCUGACAAGCGACCCUCCGAGUCUUCCACACAGGAUUCUCUGAAAUCCACAUCUCUGCCAUCCCACUGGCCACCGGUCAGCAGUGAUUUGCGGGAAAGCACAGCUAUGUCCAACUUGGAGACUGUAAAAGAAACCAAAGAGAGCAAGAAGCCAGAGAGCAAGAAGUCCUCUUUGCUUUCUCUGGUAACAGGAAAGAAGGACACAUCUAAGGGUGGUGAAGGCGAAAGUCCUCCUUCCCUCUUGGGGAAGGAGAAGGAAGUCAAACCAAGGGAGGACAGGCCUGUUGAAGAUGUUGUAAGAAGACACGAGCAAGAUCCCACGGCAGUGGUCUCCAGACAGGGUAGAUCCCUGAAUCCCUUUGAAGAAGUGCAGACCAGAGAACCAGAAGUGAGCCCAGAGUCCAAGUUAGAACCUGCGCUGCCUGUGGCUUCUGCAAGGGCUCUCCAGACCAAGGCUGUCAAACCUCGACUGGAAGUGUCUCCAGAGGCUCAACCCACAGCCAGGCUUCUAUCUCCCCCUGACUUGCCUCUCUUUUUCUCAGCUUUGUCUUCCAGUUCUGGUCAGACACCUGUCCUUUCUAAACUGGGGCAAGAUCCAGAGACACCGUCCUCUGAAUGUCCCUCUGUCUUUUCCUCUUUCCCCUCUCCCAUAGCAGCUCCCAUUUCUACAUCCACUCCAAUCGAAGCCUGGCCUUCCACAGACAAAGACCAGGCCAGUUCUGAAGAACCCUCUUUGCUUCUCAAGGCAGAAUUGCAAAAGGAGAGUUUGCCACAAGCUCCAUGUACCAUUUCUCGUGCUUUGGGUUCCUUUUCCAAAGACUCAUCCACUCCCAUGUGUGAUGGGGUGGAAGAUUCUCCAGUGAAGAAGGCUGGUGAGAUAAAAACAGAGAAGAGCACUGGCAGCGACUCAGAAAAACCUCUUCUGGAUCAACCUGAAGUGGAACAGAAAAAAGAACUGCUGGAGUUGCCUCUCAAAAAGAAAAAGUACACUCCUUCAUCUGUAGAAGUCCAAGAAAUAGCAUCUUCCCUUUCAGUCAGAAAUGGUGGACAUAUGAAUUCAUCUGGGAAGCAUGUGCUGGGGAAUGACACAGAGAGGAAGUCGAGCUCUUUUGUAGAGAACAGCAAUAGGUCUGGCGAGUUGGCUGCUAUAACUGAAGAAGUGACACCCCCUCUCCUGGUAAGAGAAGCAGCCCCCCCACUUGACACUGUGACUCAGAAACAUGAAGAGGCAGGUCUGAAUGUCAGUGAGGUCCAAAAGAAAACAAAAAAACGUGUGUCGUUUUCUGAACAGCUCUUUACCGAAGAGGAGGUAGAGAAGCUCCCUGGAUUGGACAAGGAGGACAAAAGUAACCAAGAGGACAGAGGCACUGUUACCAGAAACGUAUCUGAGGAAGAGUCUUCUGAGUGUCUCCACACACGAGUCUCAGAGAGAGAAGUAAUGACUAAAUCCACACCUGUGGUGGGUCUCCUUCCUUGUCCCUCUCAUGAGGAAAGUCUGUCAGAAGGCCAAGAGAGUAGUGAGACCAGCUUAGGGAAAGAUGGUCCACUCUUUAGUGUUGAAGGGGAUGAUGCCCGGAUGGCCCAGAAUCAGAGCAAGGCCAGUGACCAUGAAGGCUUACUGUCUGACCCCUUGAGUGACCUCCAGUUGGCCUCUGAUGUUAUAUCUCCAGGCAUGGCUGAUCUGGACUUAAGUCUCCCUUCUAUUCCUGAAGUCCCAUCCGAUGAUGAAAGAAUAGAUCAAGUUGAAGGUGACAGAGAUGCAGCAGAGGUGGCCAUUCCAGAAGCAGAGCUUUCUUCCCCUACUGUGUGUCCCGAGAAGGACAAGGAGUCAAGUGGCAAGGCAGAUGGGCUGGUCAUGCCCCCAGGGAGUCCCAGGGAAUGCAGGCCAGAAGCACCCGAAACAUCUUCUAUGGCUUCUUCAGAAGUUCUGGGGACUCAUAAAGCAGGCCUUGGCUUAGGCUCAAGUCUGGCUAAACAGCCACUAGGGCCCAACUACGGCAAGGAAGAAAAACUGCUGGGAAGCGGGAGGCCCAAUCACCUUUCUGACCUGGUCCUGGAUUCUACUGGAUCUAAUCUGUCCUUUUCUGAGCCCUUUUCUGCCACACAUUCUUUCCCUCACUCUCCACAUUCUGACACUCACCACACCCGCACAACAGAGUCUCAAAAAAAAGCGACAGCAGAGGGCUCCGCUGGUAAAGUGGAAAGUUCUGGGAAGAAGAAGCCACUUCUUCAGGCCUGGGUUUCACCCUCGGAGGCACAUCCAGGCUCAGCUCAACCGAGCACUGGGUCAGCCAAGCACAGACUUCAUCCUGUGAAGCCAAUGAACACAACAGCCACGAAGAUUGCCAACUCCAGUUUGGGAACAGCCACCAUCAUCAGUGAGAACUUGAUCAAUGAAGCCAUAAUGAAGAAAUACAACCCCUCGGACCCUGCUUUUGCUUAUGCACAACUCACCCAUGAUGAGCUGAUCCAGCUGGUCCUGAAACAGAAGGAAACAAUAAGCAAGAAAGAGUUUCAAGUUCGUGAGCUGGAAGACUACAUUGACAACCUACUAGUCAGAGUUAUGGAAGAAACCCCCAACAUCCUCCGAGUCCCAGCACAGGUUGGCAAAAAAGCAGGAAAAAUGUGAACUGCCAGCACAGGACACUGAGAUGUCUUUGUGAUUUUGUUUCCACCAGCUCCUAAAGUCAAGGACUCCAUAUGCCUGAUAACUGGCUCCAAAUCACCGUCUCCCUUGCAUGUUAUCUGGAGAGAGUCAGUUCUACCUACGGAAGCCAGGUUAAUUAUUACAAUGAAUCUUUUACUGUACAUUCCCAGGGUUAUAUUUGUAAACUCCACUGUGCCUUUGACUGUGUUGUAAAUAUUUAAUUCUCUGACACAGAGACCAGACUAUAGGAUCUGAUCUUGGUUCAGAGAUUCAGAUGGCACUGGAAGCAUAGAAGAACUUUAAUAUUGGGGCUUUCUUGCUUUGAUAUUGAGAUGUUAAGAUAUGAUAGCCCCCUCCCCCAAGGUCAUUCACAUUUGGGGGGAAAUGAGAAGGGCCACCCAACUGGUGCUGUAUCACACAUAUGAUCUUAACUUUUUAGUAAUUCAUCCAAAUCUUUGUGGCUGCAGAGGCUCAGUUUUGAUACCAUGUAAACCGACUGGGCAUCUUGGAUUCCAUCUUGUUGCUUCCACUGGAGCAAAGGAGUUUCGAGAAAGCUACUGAGUUUGUCUUUGAUAGCUGGAACGAACUCCCUUUCCUAAACAUCUGUUCCCACAACUAUGCAGCCUUAUAGUGUGCUCUGUAGUGAGCCUUGUAGCCAUGUAUAGAGCUGUGGAAAGUGUAACAGGAAUUUGAAUCACUUUGCACUCUAUUUAGGUGGUACAGGUCAAAAUUCCUCUUGUGGUGGCAGGGUUCUCAACUGUACCUUGCUUAGGGGCUUGAGUGACUCAGGCUCUCACUAACAUGACUCUCUACCAAGUAUGAAGUAACUUCAGUGGGGUUACUUUGGCCUUCUCCCCAUGCCUUUACUUGACUCCCUGAUUUCUGUGGCAGCACUGCCAGAUUUUACUCCCUUGUUAGAAAAUUGAGAAGAGAAAAAUGAUACCUAUUUUUUGGAUUCACUGUCUUUUUUAAAGUUGAGAUGAUACACAUUUUUUUUAACUAGGAUACUUGCCUCCUUCAUGACUUCUAGUACCAGUUCCAAUUCAUUCCAGUUACUUUAAUGUUCGUGUCUUAAUAGUUGAUCUAGAAUAUUUUUACAUUGCUCAUUUAUUUCUCCUGUGUGUGACAGAAUCUCAUCUAAUCUUGACAUCUCUCCAGGGGUAAGAAUAGCACAGGCCAAUAGGGUGGACAGGGGCUGAGAGAAAUAGCAGUUCUUGUUGGAAAUCUCAUCUGUGUUUGUUCUCAACAUGUUAAAAUUAAAUGGGAAGAUUGUUGUCAGUGCAAUCCCUUUUCUGGAUAGUGUUGGUUGCAACAUUAAUUAUACAAGAGCACUUUAAUUUGAAAGAUGAUAUCUUAACUCACCUAAUUUGCUUUUAAUUCACUAAAACUAUUUUAUUUAAUAUUCUGCUGUACUGCGGGCCACUUUAAACUUCUCAGAUGACUUCUAUUUUUGUAGUGCUAUGAAAUUUAUUUACAUACCUAUAAAGAACUGUAUGCUCACUUGAACUCUGAAGAUGUACAUGUAUAUAUUUGUUCUGUAAUAUUUUUUUUACUUGACAUAAGUGUAUUUUGACUGUGAUAACCCAAGUGUACUGGGGGCAAUGUGCUUUGAAUGGUUUCUCCUUUGAAGAGCUGGUGUGGAGACGUGCUUUGUUUGUGGGAGUAACUGGUUUGUAGAUAAGCAGCUGCUAGGACCUUGGACAUGUAACUUGGUCAGUAUUUGAGAGGGUCAGUGUUUGAGAGCGAUGACUAGAUGGGUGUGCUCCAUUCCCAUGCUCUGAAAUGUCACUUGGGAACUCUAGAGAAUGAAGGACCAUUUACUUCCAGGGUGUCUGGCUUCUAUCACUGUUGGGAAAAGAAGGAAAAAAAAAAUCAGUCUUAGAGCAUUCCUGAACCUCACCAAAUAGAUAACCUGGAGGUCAUUACUUUAAAAGCAUUCCUGAGGACCCCACUUUGGGGAGUAAUCCAAAACACCAAAGAAAAGCUUUAAGCUACUUGGGUCAUUAACAGAGGCUGGGGACUUGGGUGCUAGGCCCACACUAAGUGGUGCAUGUCUGAGGGCAUGCACCCACCUGCACUAGGAGACCUGGGAUUUGCCACUUAUUGCUGUGCACUUGAACUUAACUGGUAGCCCCUGGGAAGAGGCUGUGUUUGGGAGAAGCUGGAGUAGCCCUUUUUUUCUUUUUUUUUUUUUUGUCUUGCCUGAUGGAUGGCCUCCAGAAAAAAAUACUUGCUACUAAGGGACCAUUCAAUUUACUAGUGAACACCUUGAAAUGAAUUGCAACUGGAGAUUAUUUGCGGGGGGGGGGGGGAUUAAGCCUUUGAUUAGUUGCUUCAUAUCAUCUCGUUCCUUGGUCUCUGACAGAUCUCCUUCUCUCCCCUUAUAUUUCUUCUGCAUGUCAGCCUCAUUAGGAUGACAGCAUACGGGAAAGCACAAAGUCUAUCCUUUAUCAAGGCUGGGCAGCCAUUAAACCUGAAUGGAGAGGUGUCUGUGCCUGUGCUUACAUGUGCCCACAUAAGUGAGCUACCCACAUGUGGUUUCCAGUGUUGCCAAUAGCAGGAACUUAAAAGGGCACAUCCUGGCUAAGCCACAAUGCUUAGACACAUGCUGUAUUGAAGACCAGCAGCUUUUAAUGCUACAUUAUACAAGACGUUUCCUCUAUGGGCCCUUUCUCCCAGUCAGGCUCCCCCUAACCCCUGCCUUCUUACUUAACAAUAUUAUUUAUUAUCCUUCAGGACUGAAAGGGUAAUUGAUUGCCUGGGGUGGAGAACUUAAGCCAGUGUCCACACCAACCUAAAACUUUGGUGUUUCAACAUCUGUUAUGUGAGCGCCUAACUUGACCUCUUUCUCCUCACAGUUGAAGGAUUGCUCAGCAGUUAUUUUGUUGUUGUUGGUUUUGUUUUGGAUUGUAAACUUAUUUCUUAUUUUGUUACUUUGGGAACUCUGAAUUUCUUUGGUUUUGCUUUUAAGAGGUAACCUAAGAUCUCCUACAACACUAAAUAAAGUGGUUCUACCUUUCAAA
Molecule: messenger RNA, 6906 nt
Organism: Erinaceus europaeus (western European hedgehog)
Lineage: Eukaryota; Metazoa; Chordata; Mammalia; Eulipotyphla; Erinaceidae
Gene: RAB11FIP1
Product: RAB11 family interacting protein 1
Exons: 6
Coding region: 92-3865 (1257 amino acids)
Biological process (GO): regulated exocytosis
Cellular component (GO): intracellular membrane-bounded organelle
Molecular function (GO): small GTPase binding
Source: RefSeq, a predicted model, not a curated record